Molecule: messenger RNA, 2460 nt
Organism: Didymodactylos carnosus
Lineage: Eukaryota; Metazoa; Rotifera; Eurotatoria; Philodinida; Philodinidae
Source: the annotation of a GenBank genome assembly
AUGUCGUUGACCUUUAACUCCCUCCUCACAUCGUCACAUCAUUACAUCGUUACGUCGUUACAUCGUCACAUCAUUACAUCGUUACGUCGUUGCAUCGUUACAUCGCCACAUCGUUACAUCGUCACAUCAUUACAUCGUUACGUCGUUACGUCGUUACAUCGUUACGUCGCGGGUGACGAUGCAACGAAACAACGACGUAACGACGUAACGAUAAAAAUUUCGGCUUUUCAAAAUAUCCAAUGGAAGAAUUACGAACAAGUAUUUACUGAAACAUCGAUGGAACAAUUAGGUGAACAAUGUUUAAAACCAGAAAUAAUUCAACUAAUACCUAUGUAUGGUCCACUUUCAACAUUUCCUAUAUGUAAUCAAUCCCUACCCUCUCGUCAACGAGCUGCUGAUCUGAUUAGUCGUAUGACAACAGCUGAAAAGAUCACCCAAAUGGUAAAUUCAGCGGUUGCUAUACCUCGGCUUGGUUUACCUAAAUUUCAGUGGUGGUCAGAAGCUUUACACGGUUUAGCUGGUUCACCAGGCGUUUCAUUUGGUGGUGAUUUACCUUCAGCCACGAGUUUUCCGAUGCCUAUCAAUCUUGGUGCAACAUUUAAUAUGAGCCUUGUUCAUCAUAUGGGUGAUGUUAUUUCAACUGAAGCACGUGCAUUUAAUAACGAAGGUCGCGCUGGUUUAGUUUUCUUUACACCAAAUAUAAAUAUCUUUCGUGAUCCACGUUGGGGUCGUGGUCAAGAAACUCCAGGUGAAGAUCCAUUUCUAACAUCAGAAUAUGUUUAUGCAUUAAUCAAUGGUUUACAACGUGGUGAUGAUGAACGUUAUUUAAAAAUAGCUGCAGAUUGUAAACAUUAUGCUGCUUAUGAUUUAGAACAUUGGAAUGGUACAGAUCGUACUCAAUUUAAUGCCAUUGUUAGUAAUCAAGAUCUUAUUGAAACAUAUUUACCACCAUUUGAAAGUUGUAUACGCGAUGCAAGAGUUGCAAGUAUUAUGUGUAGUUAUAAUGCUGUUAAUGGUAUUCCAUCGUGUGCAAAUCAAUUUUUACUGCAAACACUUGCACGAGAAUCAUAUCAUCUUGAUGGUUUUGUUGUUAGUGAUUGUGAUGCUGUUGGAACUAUUAUGGGUGGUCAUCAUUAUACAAAUACAGUACAAGAUACAGUUGCUGUGGCAUUACAUGCUGGAACAGAUCUCGAUUGUGGAAGUUUUUAUGGUCAACAUACUCAAACAGCAUUAGAUAAUAAAACAAUUGUUGAAGCUGAUAUUGAUCGCGCACUUACACGAACAUUUAAUGUUCUUGUUCGUCUUGGUUAUUUUGAUCCACCGGAACAACAACCUUAUCGAAAGUUAUCUAAGAUAGACGUUGAUACAAAUGAAUCAAGACAAUUAGCAUUAGAAGCAGCACAACAAAGUAUUGUUUUAUUAAAAAAUGUUAAGAAAGCAUUACCAUUAAAUAUUAAUCAAUUGGAAAAUAAAAAAAUUGCUUUAAUUGGACCAACAGCAAAUGCAACUGAGUUAAUGCAAGGGAAUUAUCAUGGACAUGCACCAUUUCUAAUUGAUCCACUAACAGCAUUUCGAAAUGUAACACAAGGUCACUCAAUUAAUGUAACAUUUGCUUAUGGUUGUAAAGUAAAUGAUAGUGAUGAAAGUGGUUUUGCAGCUGCUAUUGAAUUAGCUCAAUCAUCUGAUUUAGUUAUUUUCUUUGGUGGAAUUAAUCAAACUAUUGAACGUGAAGGUCAUGAUCGAACAUCGAUUGGAUUAUCUGAUACGCAAUUAUCUUUAAUCAAACAACUAGAAAAAGUUGUUCGUUCACCUCUUCAUGUUGUUAUUAUGUCUGGUAGUGGUCUUGAUCUAUCGUAUGUACGAGAUUCCGAUCAAUCGGGAAGCCUUAUUUGGAUGGGUUAUGCUGGACAAUCAGGUGGUCUUGCUUUAGCGAAUGUUAUCAUGUUUGAUAUGCAAAUGCGAUCAUCACCAACAAAUCCUGGUCGAACAUAUAAAUUUUAUACUGGACAACCAGUUUUUCCAUUUGGUUAUGGUCUUUCAUAUACAACAUUUAAUUAUUCAUGGGAGGAGAAUCAUUCAACGAAUGAGAUACUUUCAAUUGGAUCAUUAAUCAAAAAUAAAAAUAACGAUGAAGGAAAGAUCCGUGUGCACUUAUAUCGUGUUAAUGUAACAAAUAUAGGAGAAAUGUUUGGUGAUGAUGUUGUUCUUGCAUAUGUUACACCACCAACAAUAUCAUUCAAUGAUCCAACACCACCUAUUAAACGAUUAUUUGGUUUCCAACGUGUUCGUUUAGAUGUAAAUCAAACAAUUCAAGUGUUUUUUCCAUUGAACAUUCAAUCAUUAUUAACAAUAACACAUGAUGGAUCAAAAUGGUUAGAACCAGGUGCAUUUACAAUUCUUAUUGGACAAAAACAUAUGCAUACACUGCAUUUACGAGGAAAACCAACGAGAUGGUCUUAA